Molecule: messenger RNA, 579 nt
Organism: Trichoderma reesei QM6a
Lineage: Eukaryota; Fungi; Ascomycota; Sordariomycetes; Hypocreales; Hypocreaceae
Exons: 2
Biological process (GO): Arp2/3 complex-mediated actin nucleation; regulation of actin filament polymerization
Cellular component (GO): cytoskeleton; Arp2/3 protein complex
Molecular function (GO): actin filament binding
Source: RefSeq, a predicted model, not a curated record
CUCAAGGCCUACAACUCCGACUUCAACUCGGACCCCAACCCUCCCCGCCUCAUCGGCAACUUCCCCCUCCUCCCCCUGCGCACCAAGACCCGCGGCCCGGCCUACGUCCUGCCCUUCCCGAACCCGCCUCUUCCCGCGCACGAGUCCCCCGAGAUCGAGAGCGAGAGCUACGACAUCCUCGACGAGGUCCUCCGCCUCUUCCGCGCAAACACCUUCUUCCGCAACUUUGAGAUCAAGGGCCCCGCCGACCGCCUGCUCGUCUACGGCAUCUGGUUCGUCAGCGACUGCCUGCAGAGGAUCAAGCCCAAUGCCACUCUGCGCGAGGCCAGCAAGGAGGUGAAUAACCUCGCGCUGGACCUCAACUUUGCCAUCCCUGGUGAUCCCGGUUUCCCCCUGAACCAGAUGUACGAACCCCCUAAAGACAGGCAGGAGGCAGAGCAGCUCAAGCUGUACAUGGCACAGGUCCGACAGGAGCUCGCAUCACGACUACUGGCUAGGGUGUACGAGGAGGACGAGUCCAAGCCCAGCAAGUGGUGGCUGAGUUUUGCAAAGAGAAAGUUUAUGGGCAAGUCGUUGUAA